CAGGCCCCAGUCAAGGAGAGGUCGCUGAACCAGGCCAAAUGACACCUCCUUCUCCGAUUCUCCUCAUCCAUUUCUUCCUCCUUUUCUUAUCAUCACCAAUGAUAGCCACCGGCGCCGCCGUCUCCUGCAGGGACACAUGCGGCUCCACGCCCGUAAAGUACCCCUUCGGCACUGGCCCCGGCUGCGGCUCGCCUCUAUUCCAUCCAUACAUAACAUGCUCACGCAACGCCACUGGCGGCGACCAGCUCUUCCUCACUACUCACACUGGCUCGUACCCUGUUACCACCAUAUCCUACACCGCCUCCACCAUAACUAUCACCCCACCGUGCAUGUCCACCUGCACAUUCAUGCAAACCUCGCCCACCAAUUUUGGCUUAGACUGGACGACGCCGUUCCAGCUCGGUUCUUCCACCUUCAUCCUCUUAUCCUGCGAACCACCCACGUCGUCCCUCGCCGUCAAAUACACGCCCAUCUGCGACCUUUCGUACGACCACCUUUGUGCUACGUUGUACACUUGUCCUUCUGUCGUGUCCAUUGGUCUGCCUCUCUUCGCUCCUACCAAUACUUGUUGUGUAUACUCGCCGGCGAAUCUUGACGAGGAGGGAGAAUUGAACUUGAGGUCGCUUAAGUGCCGGGCUUAUACUUCAGUAAUGUCGCUGGGGGAUAACCCGACCGACCCGACCCGGUGGGAGUAUGGAGUCGCUGUGAAGUAUUCUUCUGGGAGUUUAGAUAACAGCGCUGUGAGCAGCAAGUGUAACAGUUGCGAGAUUAGUGGUGGAAUUUGCGGGUACAGUUUGCCCGGGAAUUCGUUUGUGUGUGUUUGUAAAGGCGGGUUCAACACCAGCUUGGAUUGCUCUAAUCAAAAUCAGAAUCCGGACUUCCUUUGGGCCUCCGAUUCAGCUCCUUUUUCGACCCGUGAUCGUGUUUGGAGUUGGAUCUUGGCAGAGCUUGUUUGGUACCUAGUUAUGAUGCUCAAUAGGGAGGUCUUCUGAAUUUUUAGCACUUGAUAACUCAUUAGUUAGUCUGGUGGCAAGGGAAGAUGUAAGCUUUUUUUUUUUUUUUGGUGAGGGAAAGUCCCUAAUGAAUAUGUGGAGUGUGUAUUUCCUCCUCUAUGGGGAGGGUAUAUUUAUUUAAAUUGUCGCAUUCAAAAGUUUGAGGAGAGGGGAAAAAAAAAAAAAGA
Messenger RNA from Neltuma alba, 1180 nucleotides. RefSeq names its product wall-associated receptor kinase-like 20. The coding region runs from base 39 to 992 and encodes 317 amino acids. The transcript is spliced from 2 exons. The record is from RefSeq and is a predicted model, not a curated record. NCBI's taxonomy places the organism in Eukaryota, Viridiplantae, Streptophyta, Magnoliopsida, Fabales, Fabaceae. Gene Ontology annotation, molecular function: polysaccharide binding.